AUGAUUUGGUAUGAUGGAGAGACCGAGAGAAGGAAGAAAGGAAGGAAGAAAAAGAAGGAAGGGUUGCGAAAGGAAAAACAGCUGUGCCUGGUGAUGGUGGCCCUGGCCGCCCUGAUGGGGUCAGCCCGAGCCAUGCCUGACCCCUACGCCCUGGCUGACCCUGACCCCGCGGCUGACCCUAAACACGGAUCUGGCGGCGGGGGUGGUCGUGGAUUUGGCGGCGGAGGUGGACGUGGAUUUGGCGGAGGUGGUCGUGGAUUUGGCGGCGGAGGGCGUGGAUUUGGCGGCGGUGGUCGUGGAUUUGGCGGCGGCGGAGGACGUGGAUUUGGCGGCGGCGUCAGUCUCGGAAUUGGUGGACGUGGAUUUGGCGGCGGUGGUCGAGGAUUUGGCGGCGGUGGUGGACGAGGAUUUGGCGGCGGCGUCAGUCUCGGAAUUGGUGGACGUGGAUUUGGCGGUCACAGAACUGGCGGCUAUGGAGUUGGCGGUGGCGGAUUCGGUGCGACUCCACCUCCUCAACCAUCUAAGACUCUACCGCCUCAACCAUCUAAGGCUCCACCACCUCAACCAUCUAAGACUCCACCACCUCAACCAUCUAAGACUCCACCACCUCAACCAUCAAAGACUCCACCACCUCAACCAUCUAAGACUCCACCUCCUCAACCAUCUAAGACUCUACCGCCUCAACCAUCUAAGACUCCACCACAUCAACCAUCUAAGACUCCACCUCCUCAACCAUCUAAGACUCCACCACCUCAACCAUCUAAGACUCCACCUCCCCAACCAUCAAAGACUCCACCACCUCAACCAUCUAAGACUCCACCACCUCAGUCAUCCGUCAUCAUCAACUUCCACCGCCUGAAGCUUCAUGGCUUCAGUACCUCCAUUAACACAAUAAUUACAAUGUAG
Molecule: messenger RNA, 906 nt
Organism: Procambarus clarkii (red swamp crayfish)
Lineage: Eukaryota; Metazoa; Arthropoda; Malacostraca; Decapoda; Cambaridae
Source: RefSeq, a predicted model, not a curated record